UCACACUCAACAAUUUUUAAUAAUAAACAAAACUUAAUUGCUAAAUACUUUAUAAUUAUGAGCAAUAUCGUGCAAUAUAUUGUUGUGCGCAGUGAUUUACGUUCUGCGCUCAAUUGGCCCAUGGGUGCGGUUAUCGCACAAUGUUGCCACGCCACCGCCGCCGUAAUGCAUUUGAAUUCGGAAGAUACGGACACGGUUUCCUAUUUACAGGAUCUGGACAAUAUGCACAAAGUGGUCCUGGAGGCCAAAGAUGAGGCGGCUCUGGUGAAGCUCAGCGAGAAGUUGAAGGAGCACGAUAUUAAGCACAAGUUGUGGAUUGAACAGCCCGAGAAUAUUCCCACCUGCAUCGCCCUGAAGCCCUACGUCAAGGAUAAUGUCCACAAAUAUGUUAAGCAUUUCAAGCUGCUGAAAGAGUAAUGAAAAUAUCAAUCAUUCAACAGUAAUUCUCAGGGUUCUAAGGCUCUUCUUAUAGUCGUCCUUCAUUAAGAUUGUAUCUCUACUACUUGCUUUGUCCUUCCAUUAAAACUCUGUUAGUUA
Messenger RNA from Drosophila kikkawai, 537 nucleotides. Its product is annotated as putative peptidyl-tRNA hydrolase PTRHD1. NCBI's taxonomy places the organism in Eukaryota, Metazoa, Arthropoda, Insecta, Diptera, Drosophilidae. Gene Ontology annotation, molecular function: peptidyl-tRNA hydrolase activity. The record is from RefSeq and is a predicted model, not a curated record.